AUGAUUGCAGAGAAUGUAGUGGUUGUUCAUUCGAUUGGUUAUGAAAAUGAAUAUGAAUUUGCUUCUAAAGAAGAUCUCAAAGAGAUUGCUCGUAGUCAAAUGGAAGCGUUAAGUCGCGAUAUACGUAUGAGUUUUGGUGAUUACCAACUUACCACUUUUUCAAAUCAUACUCCAUAA
Messenger RNA from Brugia malayi, 177 nucleotides. RefSeq lists its product as uncharacterized. The coding region runs from base 1 to 177 and encodes 58 amino acids. The transcript has 2 exons. Lineage: Eukaryota; Metazoa; Nematoda; Chromadorea; Rhabditida; Onchocercidae. The record is from RefSeq and is a predicted model, not a curated record.